Molecule: messenger RNA, 1988 nt
Organism: Cuscuta campestris
Lineage: Eukaryota; Viridiplantae; Streptophyta; Magnoliopsida; Solanales; Convolvulaceae
Source: the annotation of a GenBank genome assembly
GUUAAAAGAUUUGCCUCUGAAUGGUUAAGUAUUAUACAGAGUCUGAAUGGUUAAGACCUCUUAUCUGAAUUGAUCAGACAUUUGCCUCUGAAUAGUUAAGCAAUAUACUAGCUCUUAAUGGUUCAGACCUCUUACUGGUUCAGCACUUAAUGGUUCAGACCUCUUACUGGUUCAGCACUUACCGAUUCAGAAGUUGCCAAACAGUCUCCAAACUGUUUGUUUCAGCCUCUUAAUGGUUCAGAUGUCUGAAUGGUUAAGAGAUUUGCCUCUGAAUGGUUAAGUAUUAUACAGAGUCUGAAUGGUUAAGACCUCUUAUCUGAAUUGAUCAGACAUUUGCCUCUGAAUAGUUAAGCAAUAUACUAGCUCUUAAUGGUUCAGACCUCUUACUGGUUCAGCACUUAAUAGUUCAGACCUCUUACUGGUUCAGCACUUACUGAUUCAGAAGUUGCCAAACAGCCCCUAAACAUAGGAAAAGAACUAAUGCAGGGUGGGCGACACACAAAAAUCUCUCUCUCUCUCUCACACACACACACAUAUAUAUAUGGGGUUAGGAUUUCUAGAGAGAAGGGGGAGUUUUCAACGGAGGCACCACUUCGCCGAUCCUUUCAAUUUCGAUGGCCAAUUCCCGCAUCAUCAGAACUGGAAUUAUGAAGGGAGAGGUAGAGGAACCCCUACACCUCGGUGGCGAAGCAAUUCGAGAAACAUCAGAAAAGGAUGGAGAUCCAAAACCUGGUUUGGUGAUGUCCGAGCAAACUCUCCUCGUUACAAAGGUCCUUUUAUAUGCAAUUCUAGCGUUUCAAUCUCGAUCGAGAGCAAGGUAUUUAAUUUCCAGACUCCAGGCCUGAUUGUAAUUUCUGAAUCCAAGAAUGGUAAAUCUCGAAUUGUUUCUUUAUCGCGUUCUACUGCCUCGUGGCUUUCUGAAUCACUAAGUCACCCACCAUUGGCUAGAGAGGGUUGGGUGAUUUCCAAAUAUGAGGGAAAUUUGAAGGUGAAAUGCCACUGGGAUUCAAAUUUUUCUGGAAAUUUUGUUAGAAUUAGCGCAGGGACAGAAAGGGAGAUGUCGAAUAUUUGCAUUCCGGUUGGAAGGCAUUCAUAAGGAAUUAAGCUUUUUGUUAAAGCUCUGAAUGUAGCACUAAGCUUCCAAGAAGGCCAGGAAUCUGGGGUUAAGGAUUUAAACUUUAUCAAAGCUCCUGCACCUCUAGACUUGCUGAUGCUUCCUGGGGAAUGAGUAGAGGAGAAGCAAAGGGGGUUUCCUUCCAUUUCAUCUAAUAUUUUUGAACAAGAUAUUGUGCAGGUUUCAAGGAUUGAAAAAAUCACAGAAAAGGGGCUUUUUUCUGAUCCAAAAGAGGAACUCGAAGAGGAAAUAAACAAAGUUCAAAAAUUAUUCCAACCAGCUUUUGAGGCCUACUUUGAAUCGAUCUUCAAGGCAGUAGAAAGACAAAUUAAAGAGGCUUUGGCAAGGACAGAACUUCUGGACAAACUCAAAAUGGGUCUCUUUCAAAAUAUGUCGGGGAAGACGUUAAGAGCAACAAGGGAAACAGUGAAAAGCAUGAAAAAAGUAACCCUGGUUCAAUUCGAAGAUUCAAAAUACCCAGCUUUUAUUUCCUGCUCCAAGGCUGAUGAAGGUCUUAUGGUUGAAUUUUUAACAGGGGAACAAGCUGCAGAGUCCCAAACUACAACUGCUUAAGUCUCUUUGGAUGGGCUAGUGGGUCUCUCCUAUUAAAGGGACGAUGGGUAACCGAUGUGAGCAUUCAUCUGUUGUGCAUACCCUCGGGGAAAUAUGAUACUUCCAAGCUAUGUUGCUCUUUUCAUUAAGACUUGAACAAACUCAAAAUGGGUCUACUUCAGUAACUUUUUAGGAAUGGGCAAUGCUGCUGUUUCAUUAAGACUUGAACAACAUGCAUUGUCCGGCAGCUGGUUGGGGGCCUCGUUCGGGUCUGUCCCCUUUUGUUUAAAUUCUUUCAAUUGGAGUCAUUGAAGACCCACCU